GUAAGAUUUAAUUUUCAUAAUGUUGGAAUACACAUAUACGAAAUGAUAUACGGCGAGAUGCAUAGUUGACUAAAGAAUAGACUCCUCCAUUAUCUUCCACCUCAUUAAUAUGUUGAAGCAAUUUCAUAAACACUUUCUAACUAAAAUGUGAAAAACCUAUGUACCCUUCAUUAUACUAGAUUCAUUCUUUCUCUCAAAAAUUUCAUUUGAUCAUUUGAAGCUAGCUAUACCUCCAUAUCCCAAUGUUAGAAAAAUUCCAAUUCCAGUUCAACAAAUCCAAUAAAUUUUCUCCUACGAACACACUCCAUUCACUUCGACUCUUCUUUUUCAAAUGCUCGCAUCUCUUCAUAAUAUUCCUUCUCUUCCAAAUCUAUUUCCUACGUUUCAUUCUCCACUCUCCAACACCACCUGCAUCUGUUCAACCUCUCGAGCCCACGAUAUGCGAGCAUGGCCUCGUAUACGUAUACGACCUCCCGCCCACGUUCAACAACGAGCUGCUCAACAACUGCCGCGAUUUAGACCCAUGGCACUCGCGCUGCAACGCCAUCUCCAACGGCGGGCUAGGGCCCAGAGCCACCACCAUCGCCGCUGUGCCGGAAAGCCUCUCUCCGUCGUGGUAUUGGACCGACAUGUUCGCGGGCGAGGUCAUCUACCAUGCAAGAAUCCUGAAGCACGAGUGCAGGACCACGGAGCCGGAAUCCGCUACGGCGUUCUACAUCCCGUUCUACGCUGGGGUCGCAGUGGCCAAGUACUUGUUCACAAACUACACCGCCAAAGACCGCGACCGCCACUGCCAGGAGCUGCUGACGUGGCUCCAGGGUCAGCCGCCGUGGAGGAGAUCCAACGGUUCUGAUCACUUCAUCCUCCUCGGGAGGAUGACGUGGGACUUCCGACGGUCGAGAGACGAAGAGUGGGGGUCCAGCUUCAUCUACAUGCCGUUGAUGAAACGAAUCUUGCGGCUCGCCGUGGAGAGGGAUCCGUGGGACCAGCACGAGGUCAGUGUGCCCUACCCCACCGGAUUCCACCCCAAGUCAAAGUUCGAGGUUGACCAAUGGCUAGAUUUUGUGAGGACUCGUAAUAGGACAAGCUUGUUCACAUUUGUAGGGGGCAAGCGCGAGAUGAAGGGCGAUUUUAGGGCGAUAUUGUUGAGCCAUUGCUACAACGAGUCGAGCUCGUGCCGUGUGGUCGACUGCUCAGGGACCCGGUGCUACGACGGCACGUCGGAGAUCCAAGAGGCGUUCUUGGACUCGGACUUCUGCUUGCAGCCUAGGGGCGACGCGUACACUAGAAGAUCGACCUUUGAUUGCAUGCUGGCCGGUUCGAUCCCGGUUUUCUUUUGGAAAAGAAGUAUCGAUCGUCAAUAUGAGUGGUUCUUGGGUGAUGAACCGGAUAGGUUUUCGGUGUUUAUAGAUAGCAGGGAUGUGAGGAAUGGUGUGUCGAUUAGAAAAGUGUUGGAAGGGUAUAGUAGGGAAGAAGUGAGAAGGAUGAGAGAGAAGGUUAUUAGUUUGAUACCGAGUUUUAUUUAUGGUGAUGGAAUGGGGAGUAGUAAAGAUGCGUUUGAUAUUGCUAUUGAUGGAGUGCUUAAGAGAUUCAAGGAUCAAAACAGGUUCAACACAAGACAGAAGCCCUUUUUGUGAUACAUGAAUAUGAUAGGUAUGAAUCAAGAAUGAAGAAGCUGAGUUUAUCCAAUGCACAUGCGCAUCUCGAAUUAAAUUUCUUCAGUCAUUAAAAAGAGGAAGAAUGUAUGGCGUGAGAAAGAAGGUCAAUUCAUGAUACUUAAUUAAUUAGAAAUUGUCAAAGGUGCAUGAUCAGCUGGCUAGCGAUUCAAACAUCACAAGUUGAAUGGCGAUUGUGUUGAAAUAGCAGUCGAAAGAGAGGUAUCUAGUUCAAGUAAGAUUAACGCCCAUUUCUCUUUUCUUUCCGAAUUCACCUGACUUUUUUAUUGUGACAAAAUUCUAGCUCUUGUAUUUGCAAUAAAGAGAUUUGAUUUCAUUC
Molecule: messenger RNA, 1995 nt
Organism: Salvia miltiorrhiza (redroot sage)
Lineage: Eukaryota; Viridiplantae; Streptophyta; Magnoliopsida; Lamiales; Lamiaceae
Product: xyloglucan galactosyltransferase XLT2-like
Exons: 1
Coding region: 243-1637 (464 amino acids)
Biological process (GO): xyloglucan biosynthetic process
Molecular function (GO): galactosyltransferase activity
Source: RefSeq, a predicted model, not a curated record